Phialemonium atrogriseum is the source of this 1290-nucleotide messenger RNA. Its product is annotated as kinase-like domain protein. The transcript is spliced from 4 exons. Lineage: Eukaryota; Fungi; Ascomycota; Sordariomycetes; Cephalothecales; Cephalothecaceae. Gene Ontology annotation, molecular function: ATP binding; protein kinase activity. The coding region runs from base 1 to 1290 and encodes 429 amino acids. Gene Ontology annotation, biological process: protein phosphorylation. The record is from RefSeq and is a predicted model, not a curated record.
AUGUCGGGCAGCAUGAAUUGGGCAGUCGUUGUGGCGUUUAACGACGGUGUUGAGUGGAUCUUUCGCUCGCCUCGUCCCGGUGCCCUUAGCGACGAGUAUGCCGCCAGAGUACUAGCCAGCGAGGUCGCCACGCUCAACUACAUCAGUACCCACAGCUCGGUACCCGUGCCCGAGGUCUUCGCCUACAGUGCCUCGCGCCAAAACGAUCUCGGUGUCCCCUAUAUCCUCAUGAGCCAGGCGCCCGGGCGUCGCCUUGUCGACUACGAAUUACGGCAGGUGAAGGGAGUUCCCGAGCUCAUGGACGAUGAUCGGAUGACGAUCAUGCGCCAGCUUGGCGCCAUCACCUCGCAGCUAUCGCACCUACGUCAACCCAAGAUCGGAUCGCUCUUCCAGGACAGCGACGGCAACUAUACCAUCGGGGAAGAGAGUGCGUACCUGGAGGCGCUUGUGGCGGCUUAUGUAUCGCACGCGCAGGAGCUCUCGUUAUCGUACCACGCCUUCUUCGCUCCGAUUCCCGACCCGACCGAGUAUACUAGCGUAGCUAGCUACCGGGCGGCCGUUGGCUGGUGGAAUGACUUUGUGGCGGUGGGCCAGAAGAUAGACCACAGCCGGAACCGGCUUGCCUACUGCAUCUCAGGCCAGCUACUGGGCGAGAUGGUGCCACGGCUGAGCGGCGACGCGGCUGCUGGCGGGGAGGGCUUCCCCCUGGCGCACCCGGAUCUGCAUACAGGUAACGUGUUUGUGGACUCGGAGCUGAACGUGUCGUGCCUCAUCGACUGGGGCUUCGCGUCGGCCGUCCCGGCGAGCGAACUGCUGGCAACGCCGCCGCUGUGGGAACCGGAGGCGGGGUUGGUAGGGUCCUUCCGGUGCGGCGUGGUGGCGGACCGGCAAAUGUGGGGGCGGGUCGACAGGAUAUGGAGUUUCCAGCGCGUGGUCCGUCUACUAUCGACCCGGGACUACUACCACUUUGCCGCGCUGUGUGAGGAGGCGGUCGACAUUCCUUUUCUGUUUCAGCAACGGGCCCAGGAGCGUGGAAGUAAGAAGCUGCUGGAGGAACUGGCGGCCGAGGACUCCACGGCCGAGUACGUUGCGAAGGAGGAGCUGGCCAGCUUUGGGACAUUGAAUGCGGUGGAUGAUUAUGGCAGACAGGAGACUGUGGCAAUGGCUAGAGAGAGUGCUGGAGGAUCCACAUUCUACACGGCCGAGGUGUACACCCUUCUGCGCAGGUCCUUGUUACGGGAUAGCAGCGAGCGAUUCGCCAUCAUUCUUUUCGAGACCCGCGCCGAGUAG